AUGAUCGUUCUCAUCAUCAUUGGCUGUUUUGUCUGGCUCUUAGUGUGCCGUAAGAAGGAAGAAGAGGAAGAACAACCAUUGGAAGAUUAUUUUGGAACUCCGGGAAUUACUGGCACUGGGGGGACUGCAAAGACAACGACUGAGGUUACUGAAGAGAGGCCGACUAUUGGUGACACCCAAAACAAGACAGGAUAUUUCGACAAAGCUUCAGAGGACUACGAUAAUACGUUUAAACGAGACGGGACUUGAACGGACGGAAAAGAAGGAAGAGGGGACGUCGACGAGGAAGAAGUGAAGUGUAUAGAAGAAUAAAUUUUGUGUGAUACUCUAAUUUUAAUAUUCACCCUUAUCCCUAAAUAUUAUAAGUCUCCUAUACUUUUACCCUUUUCGAGUGUAAAUAUUACCUUCUCAACCCUUCCCUUCUCAAUUUUGUUUAUUUGUAUGGUGUUUGUUUGUGGGUAAACUUGUCUUAUUUUUAGUUGGAUUUGUGACUUAAAUAAAAGGAAUUUUUUUGUCUGAUCCUCGAAAUUUUUUGUUCUA
Molecule: messenger RNA, 540 nt
Organism: Meloidogyne enterolobii
Lineage: Eukaryota; Metazoa; Nematoda; Chromadorea; Rhabditida; Meloidogynidae
Source: the annotation of a GenBank genome assembly